Molecule: messenger RNA, 3105 nt
Organism: Echinococcus granulosus
Lineage: Eukaryota; Metazoa; Platyhelminthes; Cestoda; Cyclophyllidea; Taeniidae
Product: putative histone acetyltransferase MYST1
Exons: 12
Coding region: 1-3105 (1034 amino acids)
Biological process (GO): regulation of DNA-templated transcription
Molecular function (GO): histone acetyltransferase activity
Source: RefSeq, a predicted model, not a curated record
AUGUGUGCUUACCGUACUACAUCCGGCAUUUUGAAUGAUUGUGGACUCGCGGACCCUGCUUCCAUUGUCGAGACGCGUACAACGGACAUUGGUCAAGUGGAAUACUUUGUUCACUACUUGAACUUUGAUCGCCGCCUUGAUGAGUGGGUAUCAGUGGAUCGCAUUGACACUACCUCUAAGUUUGUCGUCCCUGCUCCUUUUGAUGGUGUUUUGCUUGUUCCCGGUCAGAAUGAUGGACGGCUUACUCGCCAUCAGAAACGCCGCUACGAGGAGAUGAACACCCCGCCAUCAGAACUUGACCCUGCAAACACCAUUACAGAACGCCUAGAACGCGAGCAUCAAGAGUUCACUCGUGUCAAGUUCAUUGACCAGGUUCAUUUCGGCAAGUACGAGAUUGGUACUUGGUAUUUCUCGCCCUAUCCUGACGAGUACAGGCGGCUGAAAUGUUUGUGGAUCUGCGAGUUUUGCCUCAAGUACAUGAAGAUGGAGAAGACGUGGGUGCGUCAUAUGCUGCACGAGUGCAGACAGCGUCAACCGCCGGGGCGAGAGAUCUACUGCAAGGGCUCUAUUCGGGUUUUCGAAGUCGACGCUUCUAAGGAGAAGUUGUACUGCCAGAAUCUCUGCCUCCUUGCAAAGCUGUUUUUGGACCAUAAGACUCUCUACUACGACGUAGCGCCCUUCCUCUUUUACGUCCUCUGUGAGGCUGACACUGACGGCUGCCAUGUCGUAGGCUACUUUUCCAAGGAACGUAUUUCGGUAGACAACAAUAAUCUUGCGUGCAUUCUCACGCUUCCGCCCUUUCAGAGGAAAGGUUAUGGCAAAUUUCUCAUUACUCUCAGCUACGAAUUGGCGAAAAUCGAAGGUAUCAUCGGUUCACCUGAAAAGCCCCUCUCCGAUCUUGGUCGACUGAGUUACAAGAGUUAUUGGGAAGGUGUCAUCUUUCGCUACCUCUUAGCCCACACCAGCUGCACUAUUGAGGAGAUUAGUAUCAGCACUGCUACUUGUAUCGCACCGGAGGACAUAAUAUGGACAUUACAGACGCAUGAGGUCAUUAAGAACUGGCGCCACGGACGUCAUUUGGAACUGAGUCGUCAGGCGCUGAGCGAGUACAUGACGCGGAUAGUGGGACGGGAGCUGAGGGAGGCGCGCGGUGGUGGCGAGGGGGCUGCAGCAUCUCCCCUCGUCUUCGAUGUCUCCUGCCUCCGAUGGACGCCACCACCAUCGUCCCGGCCGCUGACACAAUUAUCACCACACUCACAUGCGGUGGUAUGUGUUACCACGGCCCAGGCCUCCACAUAUGAAAUUCAACAGGAGAGUUAUCCAGUAAAAAUAUGGUGGCAGUGUCAGGGUGUACCAAACCUGCAGACGCAGAAGGUAAAGUACCUGGAGGAAGCGACGAAAGCCUUCUACCUCGCCCGUCUGGCGGGUAAAGCAAGGAUCGAUCGCGACCUUGCCGAUCACGUCCCACCCGCCUCCAUCCUCAACAACGAGCGCUACAUGAAGAUAGUCCAGCAGGUGAUCGAGGAACCGCAAGACAAUCUGGGGAGUCAGUUGAUGAUGCGAAUUAACUGCGAACUUUUCAACGAUUUGGAGUGGGUGCAGAAGGACUACGACAUUGACCUCUCCCGCAACACCAAUGGGGUGCGUGGGUUGCUUGAUAUUAUCUACCGUAUAGGUCUGUGCGUACGUGGUAUCGACAAGCACCUCAACUGUCCUGACCCCUGUCGGACGAAGGGGUUAAAAUUCUGCAGGAAGGCAGUACACUCGAUUGGAAUUUGCGGAGCCUACGUGCCGGAGGAACUGCGCCUUUACGCAGCCGAAAAGGAGGAGGAGAACGCGAAAGCGUUAUCGGGGGACUUUCGCCGCUGGCAUGCCAUGAUCCCCCCAGCCAACCGCAUGCCCAUCUCGUUCUUCGAACACUUUGUUGGCAGAAAGGAGCUUUUUGUCAAUGCCUUUGAGGCCCAGCUUGCUGCUCUCAAGGUGCCCUUCUGCAUUUGUGAACCAUUCUACACGUACGACCGCGUGAAGGAAGUGUGCGUGGAGGACAAGGCGGACUAUGCCUGCGGUGGUGGAAAUCCCUGCAUGAACGGUGGUGAGUGCCAAAAGGCCCUGCAAACGGGCAAUGUCGAGUCAAGUGGCGAUGGUGAAGAGGAAGGAGAGGAGGAUGUGGAUCAGAAGAAUCAACUUUUCGUUUGUAAAUGUCUGCCCGCCUUCCGUGGCGACCUCUGCGAGAAUGAUUUCGAUCCUUGUGCAGGGGGUACCGGGGUCAAGACCUGCCAGCCCUUCAAGUGUGUUCGAGUACCAGAGGACCCAUACAACGGGUUCAAAUGUCUUUGUCCACCAAAGACACACAAACCCAAGAAUCCCACUGAACCCGUCUGCGUACCCAUUGCUGCCUGCAAGAGUGGAGAUCUUCAGAGUGGUCCGUGUCGGGCAGGUGGACGGUGCGAACAAUUGCCCACUGGCGAUCCGCUUGAUUACAAGUGCCACUGUCCACCGGGCUACGGGGGUCGAAACUGCGAGGAUGCGCCGCCCGACCCCUACUGGUCCUCAUGGAGCUCAUGGGGCCUCUGCAAGUGGCCGAGAGUCGCCGAAGCUUGCUUUCAACGUGCGUAUCAGGAGUGCACUCGCCAAUGCAUAGUCCACUCACCAGGUCAGGUCUGUCAGGGGCCUGGUAGACGCAUCCGAUACCGUGUUUGCGACCUCAACUCUGAUGACGAAGCGGUGACCAAGUCCAUAACGCCAUCCCAAAAGAAGGACCUUCAAGUAGCCUUUUCCCUUUGCGCGCUGAGUUCUACCUCCCAGGCGCCGGGCGGGCGGAAGUUGGAGGAGGCAAGCCUACUGGACCCGAUGCGUGACCUCAACGCGCUGGACGAUUGGGCAAAUGCUGGUCCCGAGGAGGCCACCUACACUCUCCUGCCAGCUGUUUUUCGCCUCUUCGAUCAGGCGGCGCUAGAGGCAGUCAACUGGCCCAGUCUCUCCGACCUUGUCUACCUCACUGGAUGGAUCUAUGCCUGCAUCCUCCUUCUUGCUCUUGUCUUCGUGUGGACAUACCUCCUUCGGGUGUGGAUCCUUCGGUACUACGGUGUCGAUGUUGACGCUUAG